Messenger RNA from Bemisia tabaci, 2047 nucleotides. The record is from RefSeq and is a predicted model, not a curated record. NCBI's taxonomy places the organism in Eukaryota, Metazoa, Arthropoda, Insecta, Hemiptera, Aleyrodidae.
CGGUGGUCUGGUCUGGUCAGUCGACGCGGAUCUGUGUCGCGGAGUGGGUGCGACGAUGCGAUCUCUCUCUGUGCGCGGCGCCUCCUGCCUCAUCCUCAUCGCGAUCCCCAUCUCCGGACGCCGCAGCGGGAAAUCCAGUGGAAAGUGCGAGUGCGCGAGUCGGGUGGAGUGAAAAGUGACCUACGAUGAGGACGUUAUCAUCGGCCACUGCGUCGCUCUGCUCUUCCAUCUUCCUCUGGACUUGUCUCCUCAUCUGGGGCCCCGACCCCGUCCGGGCCCAACGCCCGUCUUUCGGCAGAUGCCCCGACUUACCCACCGUCCAGAACUUCGACGUCGAGCAGUUCAAAGGUGUCUGGUACGAAGUCGAACGCUCAUUUUACGUGUUUGAAAUUACGUCCAUGUGCACUACAUUCAAUUUCACCUCAAAACCGGAUGGGAAUCUUCGAGUGCUCAUCAAAACAGUCAGCCGAUUAACUCGGAAUCCGAGCAUACACAUAGGAACAGCUGCGCCUCAGCUUGCAAAUCCGGCCCGAUUACAUUACAGAGUGGACUCCCUGCUUCCGUCAUCAAUUUCCAGAAUGUUGCCCGGCGCUGGCGAAUAUUCCAUACUCGACACAGACUACGAGCAGUAUGCAAUUCUCUGGUCCUGCUCAGACCUCGGCUUUUUCCAUGCAGAUUUGAUCUGGGUGAUGGGCAGAGACAAAGAUCUUCCAGCUGAAGUCAGGCACAAAAUUUACACCUCACUGCAAGAGCUCGGAUUUGAUCCAGAAAUUCUAGUUUUGACAAACCAUAAAAAUUGCCCACCUCAGUUUUGAAUGAGGCCUCAUUGUGUGUUCUCUCCUUCAUACUCAUGACUGAAGUGCGAAACCACAUAGCUCCGUUUGCGACGCUGCAGUCUACCUGCCAUACUUUAUCUUUUCUUUGGAAAACUAGUCGGCGUAAUUAAUUGAAACAUUUUUGGAUGUUUCUCCUUUCUUAGCAGAAUGUUAUGUAUAAAUUUCAACGUAUACAAAUGGCUUGUUUCUGUAUAAAAAAAUAAAACAGGUUCAGAAAUUUUGAAACACUGCGAUGGAGAUGUGUUGUUUUGCACUUUGACCAUCAAUAUUUCGCCGCAUGUAUGAUAAAAAAAUCUUGAUUACAGAUACAAAAAGAAGUAAAGAAAACAAUAUUCAGGAAAUAAUAAAAAAAUCCGAAAAAAUGCGUUCAUAUUUGUAAACUCGGGAAUUAGGCACUCAUUAGAGAGAUGCAUUAUUGUGAUUUCUAUAGAUGUGAUAAAAUAUUUAACGAAGGGAAUAUGAAAUCUAUUUCAGGCCGAAAAAACAGAGCAAAUGUACAUCUAAAUCCAAGUUUCUAUCCAGGUUUCUGGUCUACCUAUCUGUAUUUUUUUAAGAAACAGAAAGGGAGGAGGACAGAAGUAUUGUUUAACUGAAAAUCUUCCUUUUUUAAAUAAGUAAUCAAGAUUUUUUAACCUCCCCUGUGACAGCUCAGAGGAGAAAAAAUUGUUCCUAUUUACUGCUAUCAAUUGAAACCACGUACCUCAAAUAAUACUUGAUGUGAAGAUUACUGUUCAGAAAUGAUACAUCAUGAAUAUCAAUACUGAACACUAAGUUAGAUUUACGAUGACAACACAGAGACAAACAAAAACUUCAGGUACAAAUAUUUUGUAUUUAAUUCCUCUUUCUUUGGACAAAAAUAGACCAACAAAAUUCCAACAAUUUUCAUACAAUACCACCAACAUUUUCGAGAACGAAUUGAAUUCAGAAAAAACAUCAUGCCUGCAACUUAGAUGGGAUGACUGUGAAGUUGACAAAAAAUCAUGUAACUUGAAAUAACAAGGGGUGGUCGAAGUAGAAAAACUGAAAUUCUGAUUUAAAUUUCAAAACUUUAAGACAGUAAAUUCAGGAGCUCAUUUUUGGUGAUUCAAUUAAAUGGCUCAUUUAGAAAACAGCUUGGGUUGUAACAGAUCCUCACAGCAAUUGCAACAUUCUUCAAAUAAAUUGUACAGCCACUAUCAAAACACAGUUUAAAAGAUAUAUUAAGAUGAAAA